This is a messenger RNA of Oncorhynchus nerka (sockeye salmon), 4265 nucleotides long. RefSeq names its product zinc finger and SCAN domain-containing protein 31-like. The transcript has 2 exons. Gene Ontology annotation, biological process: regulation of transcription by RNA polymerase II. The record is from RefSeq and is a predicted model, not a curated record. Bases 235 to 969 code for a protein of 244 amino acids. Gene Ontology annotation, molecular function: DNA-binding transcription factor activity, RNA polymerase II-specific; RNA polymerase II cis-regulatory region sequence-specific DNA binding. NCBI's taxonomy places the organism in Eukaryota, Metazoa, Chordata, Actinopteri, Salmoniformes, Salmonidae.
CUCAACAACAGGUUGUCAGACACCUCGGUAGCUUUCUAGCAAACAUAGCUACAACAUUCACGCUCUUUACACUGUUUUGGUGUAUAUUAGUCGCUGUGUAUUAAACACACUUCUGUUGUAUGUACUUGUUGGCCCAUUCAAUUAUAUAUUUACGUUGUUUGUCAGCUAGCUGAUUUGCUAAGGUAGCUUGGAACUAGGCUAGUCGCUGAUGCUAGCUUGCUAACAUCCCCGAGCAUGAGUUCACUAAGCUACUCUCCUGAUAAAGAAGACGAGGUCUGCUGGACGGAGAAAGAAGCUCUGGUGAAAGAGGAGGAGGAAGAGGAGGAUGUUACAAUACAAAAACAAUUAGAGGGUGAGGCUGUUACCGUUUCAGUGAAAGAAGAGGAAGACCCGUUCAGAGUGAAAGAGGAGGAGGAUGUUAUAGUAAAAGAAGAGGAGGAAGAGAAAGAGGAGGAGGGGGUGAUUUCUGUCACAUUGGAGGAAGAAGAGGAGGUUGGAGAUAUGUUUAACACCAGAGAGAGACGGGACUACCGUGGGUCCUCUGGGGAGCCUCAACAACCUCAUGAUGCUGACGAGGCAGAGAAGAGUCUCUCCAGAUCAGAACACCUGCAGAGAUCCACAGGGAAGAGAACUCACUGCUGCUCUGACUGUGGGGAGAGAUUCACCUCCUCAUCAGGCAUUCAAAUUCAUCAGAUAAUCCACACAGGAGAGAAAUCUUAUGGCUGUGAUCAAUGUGGGAAGAGUUUUGUUAAAUAUCGCCGUCUGAAGAUACACCAGAGGACACACACAGGAGAGAAAUCAUAUAGCUGUGAUCAAUGUGGGAAGAGUUUUACUCAGCUAAGCAGCCUGAUAUCACACCAGAGAACACACAUAGGCGAGAAUCCUUAUAGCUGUACGCAAUGUGGGAAGAGUUUUACUCAGCUAAGCAUCCUGAUAUCACACCAGAGAACUGUCGUGACGUUGUAUUAGUUAAUGUGACGACUGUUGCUCAUCGAAUUAUUAAAUGUUUCUAAUUGCGUGAUUAAAUUAAUCAAGCAAUUAUUAACUCAUUAACCUGGGGCACCAUGGGAAAAUUAGUUUUAUUGAGUUUCUAUUUCCCAAAUUAACUCAAAGAAUAUCAGAAUACCGAUUUUAGAACCUUCGCUAAUUAAUCAGUUUCCUUUACAAUCUCAUUCUGAACAUCGCAUAAUCCGUCAAUUUGCACAAAACCGAGUCCCACCAAUGAGUUCGUACCACACCAAUCUUAGUUGAGUAUUUAUUUACUAGAAAGCUAAAAUGAUGAUACAAGAUACACAUACACCAAAAACACAGUCUAGGCUAUUGAUUAGAACUUAAUAUUAUGGGCCAACACUAUGGCGCGUGUUACCAAAAAUGGGGAUUUAAAAGAGAGAGAAAAAGUGAAAGCACACGAGAGAAAUAUGCAUUUGUCAGCGAUGCUUAUUUUAACCCUAGCCUUGCCCCAAACUGCCGCUCUUAUGGGUCAGAAUAUAAUGAUGUAAUUACGUGUGGGAGGUCUCAGAUGAGAAGCUCCGCGUGGGUCGCUUUGGCUUCUCAAUGACGCACUUCUCCGGCGCAACUCUCUGGUCGUCCUCACAAUGUCCGUGUCCAUUUGGUCUGAUUCCUCGCCCUUGCUCUGGGAGGAGUCUUCUGAGGACAGACAGAUCUGUAGCUCAGGGCUCACAGCGUAGGAAUGAAACAGUGUAGAUACCAUGAUUCGAUGGAGAGUGAAGGUUAGGUGGUCCGGCUUGAAUUCACCCGCUGAGACACAGCUACUCAUCAGUAGCAUGGGUAGAAAAAGAUUUCUUUGUCUUCAACCUUGGGUUGAGUUUUGGUUUCGUUUACUUCUUAGACCUAGGCUGCAGCUUGGGUCACUUAGUCUGAUUUGUUCAUUCUGACUCACAGGUCUUAUACCCUCGGGUCAGAAGUGGGCGUAACUGCCUUCAGGGCAAUUCUCUGGGUGUACCAAGUUAAGAGGCAAGGUCUAGAUUUUACUCAAAUCCCAUUUUAGACAACUAACUUCACAUUUCAACUUUACCAAAACAUUCUCUUUGAUUUGGACUUUUUCCACACAACGUCCAAUGAAUAAACAUCAAGUGUAUCCUAGGAAAACUCUUAAAGUUACAAUGUUUCCGUAAAGACAUUGUCCUUUAAGCUUUAAUAACCAGACAAAAAUGACAUACAUUUUCAUAUUCCAUCUAUCGUCAUGACCACCAUUGUGGCUGACGGAAACCAUUGUUCCAAAGUCCCUUUAUUGCAUGUUUAAUGUUCUGAGGCUGGUUCUCCAUAGUGAAAGGAAGGUUGUCUGUGGCCUAAGAUUUACCAUGGGCGUGAGGGGUCAUAAAACCCCCACAUCUUCAGACCCCUAGAUCUCUCCUCCUCUGUUGGGGGUGAGAGAUUAUCUGUAGGGUUGUGGUCUCCUGUAACCUGACCUGAUCAGGACAGUCAUGACAGAACACACACAGGAGAGACACCAUAUAGCUGUGAUGAAUGUGGGAAGAGUUUUACUGCAUCUAGAAAUCUGAAUCUACACCAGAGAACACACACAGGAGAGAAAUAUUUAGCUGUACUCAGUGUGGGAAGAGUUUUACUCUGCUAAGCAACCUGAUAUCACACCAGAGAACACACACAGGAGAUAAAUCCUAUAGCUGUGAUCAAUGUGGGAAGAGUUUUACUCAGUCAAACAGAGAUUUACUCUGCUAAGCAACCUGAUAUCACACCAGAGAACACACACAGGAGAGAAAUCUCUUAACUGUGACCAGAGAUAAUCUGAUAAAAGAUCUCAGAUCAAAUAUCAGAAAGUACAAACAUGAAGGAGUUGUUUCAUGAUAUCAAUUAAUUAAUGUCACAAUGUAAAAUGUUUUAACAAUGUACUAGGAGUAUUUUAAUAAUGUCACAAUGUAGAAGCCUAAAUGUUUGCCCCUUUAUCAAUUGAUUUCAACAUGAUAUGGAUAUUAGCCUCAGGGGAAAAAUCCAGGCUAUGAAUUGAAAGUUGUGUUGUUUUACACUUACCACAUUGGUGACCCACUUGAAUCAAAAUGCAACACUUCAAAAUGUAGCUAGCUGUUUACCACGUUGUUGUCCUCUAACCAGUGAUGUUUACAUUAUUCCCAGAUUCCGUGUGGCUUUUGAGCUGUUAGUUUUAACAGGACGUGCAACCUCAUCUCCCUCCUCUCGCACAAUUGAUUUCAACGUGAUAUCAAUGAGUGAUGACAAAUAAGUGAGGCGUUCCUUUGUUUAGUGACCCCUAAAUGUAAAUGCAUCACUCCAAAAUGUAGCUGACUGUCUUCUGCAGGUUGUCCUCUAACCAGUGAGGGAAAAUAUAUCUCCCAUUUCCAUGUGUUUUUUUAGUUGUGUUAGUUUCAACAGCAUGUACAACCUGAUUUCCCCCCUAAUCGAUAUCAGUAAUUUAUUGCUGCUUGUUCAUUUUUAUAAGGUGCUUGUUUUAAAUAAUACAAGUAAUAUGAUUAUUGUGGCAGAUGUUUGUGUAUAUUGCACAUUUUACGUUUAGGUUUUCAAUAUAUUACAAAGUGUUUCUGCAUAUUGGUUAUUGAUUUGCACACAUUAAAACUGUGUGUUGACAUUGGGGCUAUCCCACCUAGCAAAAUUGAAAAGAAGACUAUGCCCAACGGCCAAUAAUCAAUAAAUCUGUAAUCAAUUUUUAUUAACAAUCCUACAUCACUCCAUUAUUUCUUUACAACAUUCAAAUCCCAAUUGUCUUUAUUCCACUAUUGAAGAAGCAUGACUCAAAUCACCUCAUAUUUCAAACAUCCAGCCUGACAAAAGAUACAUGGUUUAUUAUUCCAUGCCUCACCAUUAUGAUAAUUAUUGCCAAUACAUAUUAACAAAGGGGUGUACAUUUGGUUUUGAUAUUUCAUAUUUACAAUUCAUGUAACAUUCAGUAAUCAUAAUUAUUUAUGCAGCCAACUGACAAUUGACAUUGUUACCUUGCUUUUAUAAUAUCAGGAUUACAAUUUAUUUUGACUGCACGUUUUUCCAUAUUGGAGAUGAGUUUUGUUUGGGCUCCUUCCAAGGGGAUGAGAGUUCUAGAAGCUAGUGAGUUUUAGGAAGAUGAGAGUUUUCUAGUGGGUAAUACAUGUUUUUUUUUUAUUGUUUUUAAUUCUUGAGAGCCAGUAGACACCAUGUUUAUAAUUUAGAAGGUGAAGCAUUGUAGUUGAUUAUAAUGUGAAAUGGAAGUUGUUUUCUGUUGGUGGUAAGCACACUUGUCCAACAAAAAUAUACAAUAUAUUUGUUGUCUUAAGAGGGAA